GGUACAUGACAAAAACAAGCUACCUGCCCGUCCAAAGCACACGCCGGCCGUGAGCUAGCUACCUAGCAAGAGCUCAGCUUCAGCAAAGAAAGAGAAGCAAAGAGGUAAGGGCACCUCUUGCGCGCAUCUGUUGCAGCAGUUGCAGGUCUAGCGAUACAAAAAGCAGCGGCAGCAGCAAGAGAGCGAGGCAGGCUAGACGAUGGCGUCCAUGGACUGCGCGCUCCAUGUCCUGCUGCGGGUGAUGAUGAGAAGAAGCAUCUGCAGACUGCAAGAGGUCGUUGACAUGGCCGUGGACAUCGGCACGGCGCUCUUCGUGGCGGUACGGGUCUCCGGCCUGGUCUCCCGCCGGCGGCUGCCGUCGUCGUCGUCGCGCGUGCCGUCGAUCUCGGCCAGCACUACAACUACAUACUACUACUCCCCGCCGGCGGCAGCAUCCUUGAUCGGCAUGUCCCGGAUUGACAGGCACUAGAGCUAGUAGCUAGGGUGAGCUACAUCUGGCAUGUAAGUACCAAUGAUUAUUAUUUGUGCGUUUUGUGAGUAGUAAAUUUGAUUAGUCGUUUAGCUAUAUGUUGUGCUACUGAUCUAUAUGUAGUAAUUGGAUGAAUUGAGGUCGAAAAUCCAAAUAAAAUUCUUCGAAUCGAGCUGAGAAAGAAAUGGUGAUCUAA
Molecule: messenger RNA, 665 nt
Organism: Setaria italica (foxtail millet)
Lineage: Eukaryota; Viridiplantae; Streptophyta; Magnoliopsida; Poales; Poaceae
Exons: 1
Coding region: 200-469 (89 amino acids)
Source: RefSeq, a predicted model, not a curated record